Leishmania braziliensis MHOM/BR/75/M2904 is the source of this 525-nucleotide messenger RNA. RefSeq lists its product as hypothetical. The record is from RefSeq and is a predicted model, not a curated record. NCBI's taxonomy places the organism in Eukaryota, Euglenozoa, Kinetoplastea, Trypanosomatida, Trypanosomatidae. The transcript has a single exon. The coding region runs from base 1 to 525 and encodes 174 amino acids.
AUGCGGCGCACGGAGCUCUGCCUCGGUGGCUUCACCAUGAAGUACAAGAGAGGCACAGGUCUCUGGGACGAGGACCAUGUGAACGACUUUAACGCCAACAAGUACUUGUCGGCGCGGUCGACGAUGCGGUGGUACUAUGGGAUGGAGCGGCUACAGACGCGCAACACCAUCAAUUCUCGCCGCGCCACACAGAGCUAUAACAACAACAUGGGUCUUCAUCAUAGCGGCCGCGGUGCUUUUGAGCGCGAGCUCGAGCGCCGCGGCAUUCAAGUAGAUAAGUAUCCGCUGACGACAACCACCGGCGCAGCGCGGGUGGCGGAGAUGGUGUUGUUGCGUCGCCAAGAGCUCGAGGCGCAAGGCAAGGCGGCAAUGGAGUCUCAGCGCCAGGCGCGGCGCCGCGACGCCCCGUCUGAGUGGUACGACGAAACUGACGGGCCACUGAAUCCACGGUUCCUUGCCAGCAUGCAGAGCAACUACACUCAGGUUAUCACGGAGCUACCGAGUUCUCCGGUCACGAGGGCGUAA